AUGGACAACGACUGCAACUUUUCGAAAGAUAACAUUGAAACCAGUGAGAAGGGAGAGACCUCCCAAGAGAACAUUGCUGGUAGCACACAACAAGAAUCACCAGCUAGAGAGUGUAGUAAUGCAACACAGGAAAGUAUCACAUUUACCAACACAGAAGACAGUGAAAGUGAAGGCAAGGGAUGUGUUUCACAUGCAGGUGCUGAAGUGAAGUAUUAUUGCUCACAGUGCCACACCGCUGUCUGUGAUGUGUGCAUGCAGACAGAUCAUGUAGGCCACACGACCACUGCCAUGUCUGGAGCUAUGACAGGGGACAGAGCAUCCUUGACUUCCUUGGUGUCCACAAUAAAAGACGCGAUUCCACGUGUGGAUAAAGCGAUAAAAGUGGUGGAGGACAUUCAAUGUCAGCUGAUCGUCAAUACAGAAUCGGCAAAGAUUAAGAUCAACUCUUUGUUUAACGAGCUGGCGUUUUUGGUGGAGCAAAGGAAGCAAGCAGCUCUGGGAGAUCUGGCACAGAAAACUGCUUCCAAAGAAAAUGUCUUGAAGGAGCAGAAGAGG
Messenger RNA from Candidula unifasciata, 555 nucleotides. Lineage: Eukaryota; Metazoa; Mollusca; Gastropoda; Stylommatophora; Geomitridae. The record is from the annotation of a GenBank genome assembly.